AUGUUCGAUGGCCACGGUGGUAUAAAUUCUAGACAAAAAGUAGCAAAAUAUAGUGAAGAAAAUCUUCAUGUUCGUAUCACAAAUGAUUCUAAGUUUAAGACAGAUAUUGGAAAUGCAGGAGAUUCUCUUGCUGUUCUCAGCGAGGAUGAUAUGGCAAUCCCAAUGUCAGAUGAUCAUAAGCCCAGUAAUCCAGAUGAAUCUGAUCGAAUUACGGAAGCUGGUGGAUUUGUAGAAUUUGGAAGAGUUAAUAGUAAAAACUUGGCAUUGUCAUGUGCUCUUGGUGACUUCGAAUUUAAGCAAAAUACAAAAUUAGGUGUAGAAAAACAAAUUGUAACAGCAUAUCCUGAUGUUAAAAAACACAGGAUUAAAAUUGAAUCUACAGAGUUUUUAGUCCUAGCCUGUAUAUGGGACUGCUUUAAAUCGCAAGAUGUGGUUAGCUUUAUUCGCAAAAACAUUGCUGAACAUAAUGAUCUCAAGAGAGCUUGUGAAGAUUUAAUGGAACGGUGUUUAUCUAAAACUGGUAAAGGCAUUGGCACUGAUAACAUGACUAUAAUCAUUAUUGGAUUUCUCUAUAACAAAACUGAAACAGAAUGGUAUAAAUGGAUGACAAGCAAAUAUGGUGAAAAAAGUUCUGAAUAUAAAGAAGACAGACUCCCAACAAACAAUAAUUAUGAUUAUAGUGAUAUUUAUUACGAAAAUAAUAAAUUUACAAUUGACGACUACUUGAGUAAAGAAGAUGAUUCAAAUAAAGAUUAA
This is a messenger RNA of Dentiscutata erythropus, 756 nucleotides long. NCBI's taxonomy places the organism in Eukaryota, Fungi, Glomeromycota, Glomeromycetes, Diversisporales, Gigasporaceae. The record is from the annotation of a GenBank genome assembly.